Messenger RNA from Paramecium pentaurelia, 1125 nucleotides. NCBI's taxonomy places the organism in Eukaryota, Ciliophora, Oligohymenophorea, Peniculida, Parameciidae. The record is from the annotation of a GenBank genome assembly.
AUGAAAACAUUGUUCCUUAUUGCAUUGAUUGCUAUUGCAUUCACAGCUAGAGUCUAAGAAAGAAGUCUAUCAAAAAUUACAACAGAUUUGAAAAAGAGUAAAUAUGGAAGUGCUCUUCUUCAUUUAGUUGAACUACAUUCCAUGGCUGGUGGUCCAGUCUAAGAGUUGAUUGAUGCAAUUGAAGAAUUAAUUAAUGAUCUUGAAGAAGAAUUAGAAGAAUUAGAAUUCAAUUUCUAAUAGAGAACAAAUGAGCAUAAUUCAAUGGUCAUAGGAUAUCAAUAAGAUAUUUAGGAUGCUGUUAUAGGUAUUAUACUAACAAAUAUGUAGAUGUAAACAACACUUAAGACACUUUAGAUAAUUUAUUAUUUCCAAGAAGAGAACAACUUUAAGUUAGAAUUGAAUAAAUUUAAGAAAAUUAAGAGGCAAAUAGAAAAAAUUAUGAUGAAGCUGUACUUACAAGAGAAUAAGAACACGAAGAUUUUGAAUUCUAAAUUGCAGAAUUGAAUGAUGCCACUGCAGCAGUAGAUGAUGCUCUUGCUCUCCUUUCCUCAUUAACAAAUCCAUCACUCCUUUAGAUUAAGAGAUUCUAAAAUUCUUUAAAAAAUAUUGAAAAAAAGAUCAAAUCAAGAUCAAAGAUGGCUCCAAUGAUCAAGGCACUUAUUACAUUAGCUUCAAAUUAAAAUUUCUCAGAUUAAGGCAUUAUUGGCUAAAUUGUUGAUGCUCUUAAUGAAUUUAGAAAUGCAAUUGUUGAUUCAAUCAAUGCCUAAACAGCUGCUGAGGCUGAUGCUUAAACUGAACAUGAAGAAUAUCUUGAAUAAUUGGAUGCUGAAUAUGCUGAAUUUUAGAGAUAAAUCAACAGAGUUAAUGUUGACUUGACUGCAACAAAUGGUAAGAAAAAUUUGAAUAAUAUUUAGAAAAAAUCGAUUAAUUAAGUGAAUUUAGAGACUAAAGAGAAGCUGAUAGAAAAUAAUAUACAGCAGAACUUGAAUUAGAAAAUAACACUUAUGCUUAAGAAACAGAUAUCUAUACAAACUUAAAAAAUGAAUUUACAAGAGAACUUGGAAUUAGUGAACAAGCAUUGUCAGUUGUUUAAAGCGCUGACUUUAGUAACAUUUAAGUUUGAAA